Molecule: messenger RNA, 7820 nt
Organism: Harpia harpyja (harpy eagle)
Lineage: Eukaryota; Metazoa; Chordata; Aves; Accipitriformes; Accipitridae
Gene: SFRP1
Product: secreted frizzled related protein 1
Exons: 3
Coding region: 56-991 (311 amino acids)
Biological process (GO): non-canonical Wnt signaling pathway; negative regulation of canonical Wnt signaling pathway; canonical Wnt signaling pathway
Molecular function (GO): Wnt-protein binding
Source: RefSeq, a predicted model, not a curated record
GGCCGGCGGGGAGCGGCGGGCGGCUCCGUCGGGGCCACCGUCGGCGGGCGCGGCGAUGGGCAGCGUGCGGGGGCCCCGCGGGGCCGGCCUGCGGGCGCUGGUGUCGCUGGCCGCCGGGCUGUUGGCGUGCGGCGGGGCCAGCGAGUACGACUACGUCAGCUACCAGUCCGACCUGGGCCCCUACCCGGGCGGGCGCUUCUACGCCAAGCCCCACCAGUGCGUGGCCAUCCCCGCCGACCUGCGGCUCUGCCACAGCGUGGGCUACGACAAGAUGGUGCUGCCCAACCUGCUGGACCACGAGACCAUGGCCGAGGUGAAGCACCAGGCGAGCAGCUGGGUGCCGCUGCUCAACAAGAACUGCCACAUGGGCACCCAGGUCUUCCUCUGCUCCCUCUUUGCCCCCGUCUGCCUGGACCGGCCGGUCUACCCGUGCCGCUGGCUCUGCGAGGCCGUGCGCGACUCCUGCGAGCCCGUCAUGCAGUUCUUUGGUUUCUUCUGGCCCGAGAUGCUCAAGUGCGACCAGUUUCCCCAGGACGACGUCUGCAUCGCCAUGACGGCUCCCAACGCCACCGAGGUCUCCAGGCCCAAAGGAACGACCGUGUGUCCCCCUUGCGACAACGAGAUGAAGUCGGAGGCCAUCGUGGAGCACCUGUGUGCCAGCGAGUUUGCUCUUAAGAUGACCAUAAAGGAAGUGAAGAAGGAGAACGGGGACAAGAUGAUCGUCCCGCGGAAGAGGAAGGCGCUGAAGCUGGGGCCCAUCCGCAAGAAGAACCUGAAGAAGCUGGUGCUGUUCCUGAAGAACGGGGCUGACUGUCCCUGCCAUCAGCUGGACAACCUCGGCCACUACUUCCUCAUCAUGGGCCGCCAGGUGAAGACCCAGUACCUGUUGACGGCCAUCUACAAGUGGGACAAGAAGAACAAAGAGUUCAAGAAGUUCAUGAAGAAGAUGAAGUCUCCCGACUGCCCGACGUUUCCAUCCGUCUUCAAGUGAUGCGGUGGGCGGCGGGAGAGCCGCCGCCUGGACCUCGCGCAGCCCGGCAUGGCGGCUCGGUCUCGCUCCUCUGCAGCGGGGAUGCUGGAGCCGAGCCCUCCUGCUCCUCCCUCGUGCUCCUCGGAGCUUCCCUCGCCAACCCCAGCCCUCCCACCUCCCUGCUGCCGGCAUUUGCCUGAUCGCCUGGGCGUGCGAGAGUGAUGCGCAUGCACCAAACAGUCGCCGAGGUCACACGCGAUUUACAUCCGCAAUAUCCAAAGACCUGUUGCUGUACGGAUAGGUACAUUCAUUUAAAUAGCAGCUAUCAGGUAAAGAGGGCAAGCAGAGGGGUGCGAAGUUAUGUCAAGAGAUUACACGCUUGCAGAAAGGACCCUUGUGACCAUGUUACUCCCGUCUUCAUGGCUGCAGGAUCGCCCUAAAUUAAUUCCUAUUUGAACCAGAGCCAGCCAAUUAGAAAAACAUCCCAUCCUCACCAUAAAAAUCAAUGAACGAGUAGUGGAGAACCCGUUACAACCUCUGAUAAAACCUCCUAAUAGCUAAUUGCCCUCACUGUAAAAAAAAACCAAACCAUUGUAGUCUAAACCUGCUUAGUUUAAGCCUUAACCCUGGGCUCCUUGUGGUACCUUGUUUGGCUGGAUCGGGGAGCCCUCCCUUACCAGCAUCUCUUGUAACGUCUCACCGGGACGCCUGCCCUGGCCUCUGCCGCGCCAAGACGGCUGAGCCCCUCGAGCCUGGCGCUGUGCUGCUCCUUCUCCAGCCUUUGGGUCCCUUGGGUCCCUGCCUGGUUCGAUGGUGCGGCAGCUCCGCUGCGGCCGCGAGGCCAGUGGCGGAGGGUGGGCUGCCUCCACCGGUGCCUCCGGCCUCGCUCGGACCCCCGGCCGCAGCAGGGUUCAGCUGAGCAUCCCCCGCACUCACGCCUCCCGCAUCAGCUUUCCGUGGCAGAGUUCCUGUGCACGCGUGGCCGGUGCUGCUUGUGCCCAGAUGUGUAAUUCCAUUUUAGCCACGUGCAAACGCGUACCGUUUGCUGGCCAGCCCGGCAGCCCGGGACUCCUGGUCGGGGGAGAGCUCGCGGCCAGCUCCUCCAGCUUGUGUCACCCCCUAACUUGACCAGUGAUAUUUUUAUAGUUUCUUCAGGCUGCUGGCAAAAUACCAGAUUGCAGAAGGCCGAGGACUUGUCCCUGUGGAGCGCCACGGGAAACGCAUCGUCUCCAUCUUUCCCUCUUUGCAGUCGCUGUGGGACCUAUCAGUUUCUAGGUUUUUGUCUGUUUGAUGUGUGACAUCUUGGCUUUGUAUCACUCUGGGUUUUUUUUUUUUUCCCUAAUCAAAAUGUCAUGUUAGUAUGAGGUCAAAUAGUUUAUGAAAGAAAAGAAUAUUGCAUCCAAAUGAUUACAUUUAUCGACCAAGCUGAAACUCAUUAUUCAGUUAAUUGGACAAGUUCUCUUUUCCAUAGACUCGUAUUGCUCCAUAUUAAUUAUACCAUCCUGCUUCCAUUCAGUAUUCUCAUCAAUCACGAUUACUCUAAGAGAAUGAAUAUCUUGCGAUCUGAGAUAAUUGUGUUGUAUUGCAGUUAAGUGAAAUAACAAAUCCUCAUUUUUGAGGUUUAAACCAACCCCACUCAAAGCUGGUAAAUUCAUUAUUCUUUAGCUCGGGAGUGCUGUUUAUUCCCCACGUGGGGACGGAGCCGUGGACUUGAUUGUAGAAGAAUUCCGUGAAGAAGCCAGGCGCACUGGGGAAUGAUGUUUCACGGCUAACAGAGAGAUGGAUUUAGGACGUGAACUCUGUAGAAAGUCCCACUAGGUUGUCUUAGACCACCAUUUGUAGUAGUGUUGUUUCUUUGAUGCAAAAUUAAUCACUGUAGAUAAUGUGCUUUAUCAGUGAAUUAAAGAAAUAAAUAAACCAUGGGCUUUAACAUCACACAUUGAUGAGGUGAAAUGAUGGGGAAGGCUGGCAAAUCCAGCCUUGUCAGAAACAGGUCGUGACCCGGAGUCGGGACACGUUGAGCUGAAGGGCCGGUUAUCUUGGAGCACCCGCAGUGACAGCGCCCGGCGAAGCCCCGCAGGGCCCGGGGCAGGGACCCUCCGUCCCCACCGGCUUUCCUUCCGCAGCCGAGCGGCAACAUGGAAGAGGGAUUGCUUGUGCGUGAGAGAGAGAUGCUUAAACCUUUAAUUGGGCUGGGGGUUUUAUGCCAUCACCCAGGCUGCUGCUGGGUGUCCUGCUGGCCACCUCUAGAAACCUGCUGUGUACUGGGCUGUUGAUUUACUAGUUUUAAAAUACAUAUUUCAGUAGGAAGCAUCAAAUUGAAGAGCAAACUAGUUCACAUGUGCUUAGAGCCACUUUCAGCCCUUGGCAGCCUUUGCUGCUCAGAAAGCCUGCUUUCCACCAGCGGAUCUUGAGCCUGCAAGCCUAGAUCCAGAGGCAGGCGAAGCCAGCAGGGCAGUGGGCUCUUUUCAUUUCCAGUACAGAGCAUGAAACAAUGUACGUGAGUUUGAUAACACAGCUGGUGCUUUUUUUCUGCACAAGUAGUCCAGAAAAACUAGUAGCACGAGUGAUGCAUUUUGCUCUUUGGAACCGUUUCGUGCAUCGUCUCACGGACUUGGCCCAGCCUGCCGGGAGCCCCCGCGGCACACGAGGAGCGACUGCCCUGGACCGGGAUGCGUGGCAGACGUCCUGGGAGGACUGUGCAAUCCUUCAGACUGUGUCCCGGGGCUGAAGAAACCCCACACCUCGGAGCUACCCGUGGGAAGAACAAAUUAUCACUGUAAUUACCUACUUAAAGCAUAAUAUAAUUGUAUGUUACUAGUUGUUCUAUCAGUUACUUCAAACACCCUUCUGACCCUGUAUGUUUGUCCUUGAAGAGCUGAUCAGAGCUGCCGAGCAGAUUGGCACGUUGCAUUUCAGACGUGGUAUUUUGGACAUUUCCAUGUACCUGGAAAGUAAUUUCACCAUUCUCUUGCCAAACUGCUCUGUGAUCUGCCAGCCAUUCCUGCGUGGAUCCAGCGGGUAGAUUGGCCGGUCGUCACUGCUUCCCCCUUGCCCUCUUGGUAUGUGGAGGCUUUGGAUAAAAAUAACAGCAUUAAUAGAAAUGCGUUUGAUGUAACAUCAUGUUGUAGGCAGUUAAGGUAUCUUUACAUUUUGGUUUAAUGUUAUUUUAGAUAUAGUUAAUUUAGAAAAGUGUGGCAGAUGAGAGGGGACUGGUUUUCUGUUUGGAAGUUUUGAGAAAAUGUAAAAGACCAGUGAAAAUCAGCACUGUAGAGAACAGCCUUCUCUGGGCAGUGAACAAAAGCAUGAGGCUUCUCAUUACUGUAGCUGGCAUGAUUUUUUUAUUUCUGUGAAUAUUCUUACACCUUUUAAAGGCUGACAGAUAAAACGAUUAGCAGUAUGAAGGCUAACGCAGCUCUUACUCUAGAAAAGAAAUCUGGUGCGCAAGCACAUGCUAAAUGUCUGGAAAUAGGAGCUUUUUCCCUGUCCUGUCACUUCAGGGGGAGCUUGGUUGCAACAAGAAGGUUUGGUGGGUGAUACCGUGAAAUCGCCACCUCAUGGAAAGGUGGGCAUGGAGUCAGUAGGAGAGAGGUACCGAAACACCAGCACCGGCACCAGGAGGAGAUCCUGUGCACGCUGAUAAGUUUGGAAGAAAGUAAGAGUGUGAUGUUUGCGGUGUGCAUCGCCCGGCCCCGGUGAGCGCUCCCUCUGCAGAGGCACGGACGUGCGCUGCGUGUUGAGGUGACUGCUGCACUGGCAAAGCAGAAGCAGAUCCGUUUCCAAGAGAAGAGGCUUUCAGAGAAAAUGUCCAGCAAGUUUCACACUCCCCAGAAUACAUCUGUCUCCAUUAGGAAACAUUAAUUAGUUAAUUGCGGUUGAUGCGUUGAGGGCGACAGAUAACACGUGGAUGUCUGCCCGGUGAUGCACACUGGCACGCCUCGACGGACGGGCAGGAGCCAGCCUUGGCUUGGGGCUGCUUGCCCGGGACCCCUCAAGCCCCCACCGUGCCUUAGUUUGCUCUGCCGAGCGCACCGGAGAACCCUCAGCACCAGCGGGUGUAAUUCAGGCCCGCAGUGACAAGCCUGAGUCUGCAAAAUCGAUGUCAGCUUCCACUUCUCUGAUGUGUAUAAAAGUUCAGAUACUGUGAACAUGUUCAGUGCUCUUGUUUUUCAACCAACAGAUUUCAGCAGUGUGUUCACGUUACAUUAUUUUAGCAGUUGUUGUUGAUGUUAUGACUUACAUUUAUUUUCAAGUCUAAUAUCGGUUCCUUUUUUUUAAUGCUUUUUCUUCCAUGUAUCAAUAUUCACUUAACUAAAAUUGCUGAAUUAAUCAAUUACAAUGUGAUUCCCCUACUCCCCCUUUUUAUAAAAAGAUGUUUUCUAACCCGCGUUGGUGCUUUUGAGGGUUGCUGCAGGGUGACUGGUUUGAGGGUGUGCUGGGGUGAGCCAGACCCCAGGAGGCUGUUGGUGGUCCCGCAGGGGUGCGUAUGCUGCCCGCUCACAGCAGCGAUGCUCUGGGCAUGUGUUGUGGUUUAACCCCAGCCAGCAACUAAGCACCACGCAGCCGCUCGCUCACUUCCCCCCCACCCAGUGGGGUGGGGGAGAGAAUCAGGGAAAAAAAAGUAAAAUUCGUGGGUUGAGACAAGAACAGUUUAAUAGGACAGAAAGGAAGAAAAUAGUAAUGAUAAUAAUAAAAUGAUAAUACUAAUAAAAGGAUUGGAAUACACAAAACAAGUGAUGCACAAUGCAAUUGCUCACCACUCACCAACUGAUGCCCAGUUAGUUCCUGAGCAGUGAUCACCCCUCCGGCCAACUCCCCCCAGUUUAUAUACUGGGCAUGACAUUGCAUGGUAUGGAAUAUCCCUUUGGCCAGUUUGGGCCAGCUGUCCCGGCUGUGUCCCCUCCCAACUCCUUGUGCCCCUCCAGCCUUCUUGCUGGCUGGGCAUCAGAAGCUGAAAAAUCCUUGACUUAGUCUAAACACUACUUAGCAACAACUGAAAAUGUCAGUGUGUUAUCAACAUUAUUCUCAUACUGAAUCCAAAACAUAACACUAUGCCAGCUGCUAGAAAGAAAAUUAACCCUAUCCCAGCCAAAACCAGGACAGCGUGACACCAGCAUUAUUUGUCACACAGGUGGUAACAUCGAGACUAUUGGUCCUGUCCAGGGAAAUCCCCAUGCAAGCUUUUUGGCAUGUUCUGCUCUUGCAUUCAGCUCAGUUGCCUUUUCAGUAUAAUAUGAUUUACACAAGGAAAGCUUUGGCCAUUCAGCCCUUCUCGUUAUUGUCCUGUUCUCUUUGACUUCAUGCCAGUGAAAAGUAUUGGGACUUCACUCUGCCCAGCACUAAUGCUUCAGUUUAGUGAAUGAAGACUGCCAUAGCUUUUCAAUAAUAAGAAGUUGGAGCAAAAUCUGGUGGUUCUUGAGUUCACAAGAGGCCAUAGACACAGUGGUGAUGGACAGUGCCUGUGGGUACCCUCCCGGUCCACAGACAACGGGUGGCGCUGCCAGAGCCUCCCGUGGUCCUGAGCCUGAAACAGCAUCCUGCUGCACACCAGUAUGUCCGUACAGCUGUAACUUUCUGGACACGGGGAAGGGAAGAUACUUUUCACGGGCCAAGCCUCAAACUCCCCAGUGAUCCAUCCUUGCUGCGGGAGCCAAGACCGGGAGACUUCGUCUUGCGGUGCAGCCUGCCGCUCGUCAGGUCUCCGAAGAGGUUUGGGGGAUACGCGAGCUGCGCGGGGCAGGUUGCGCAGGGCUGGGAUCAAGGGGAGCCCCACGGUUAAGAACUGCUGUAUCGCGUGGAGAGUUGGCACAGGCCGGCUUUCAGCACGUUGUGGUCGCUGCUGCGCGGCUGUGCAGGGUACGGGCUCGUGGUGCAGUGGGAUUGCGGUGGCUUUCCUUCUCUGGCUGCACCCGGCGCGCUGCGCUGAUUUCAGUGAAGCAUCCAAAAAGGGAGGAAGGCGCCUGGGUGAGCUGGCGGGGAAGGACUGGGGCUGCCGAGCAGCGCAGCGGGAUGCAGGCUGCUGCGAGGGGGUCGAGAGGAGGCAGGUUCCCACUCUCGCCUGGGAUCCGUGCCAUGCACAGCUUAGGUAAGAGAGCACAUCCUCGCCCGAAGGCUGUCUUCCAAAAACAACGUGGGCAGCCUGGGCAGCGAGUGAAGGACAGCUGUGUUCCUAAAUGCUUUGGGGCUUGCAAUUUUGCUUUACUUUGGGGGAAGGUACUUGGCUCCUGGGCUUCUGGGGAGGUGCUGCCAAGCAGGACCAGCGUGUGGGAGGCAAUCAGCAGAGGCAGGCAGGGCCAAGAGGGCAGCGAGGGAACCGGUUGGCGUGGGCUUGGGGAGCAGCCCUGCUUCCCCUACCACCACCGGUCUGCACAAAUGCACUGGUGGGUAUCGGGAAUAAAAGGGGCGGAGGGGCUGUUAUGUGCUUGGCAGAGCUCCGCUCUGAUUUAAGGGCUUUGCUUACCUCAUUUACUUUGGAGAUGUGAAGAGAACAGCUCAAGCUACGUGCGAACUAUUUCCUGAAGGGCAAAUACUCGAAAUAUAAUUGUGUGUCGAAGCGCACUGGCCCUGGUAAGGAGCGCUGAUGUUGUAUAAGCACCUCGAUGCAGGCACAAGCACACGAGCAGAGCAAGAAGACCUUGCUGUCUGCGGGAACCUCUUGCAUAAGCACAAUGCCCAUUAGAGCGGAGCACUGCUUGCUUUUCUCACAGUGUAUUUUGAUGAAGGAAUCUGUACUUGAUUGUUUUACUUUGUUUUAAACUUGUGGUUGAUAUAAACACAUUAUGGCUUCUGUUUUCUCUCUUGUGUGAUUGGAACAAGAAACCCCUCAAUAAAAUGCCUCUUUUCUUUGAAA